Messenger RNA from Procambarus clarkii (red swamp crayfish), 624 nucleotides. Its product is annotated as homeobox protein MSX-2-like. The record is from RefSeq and is a predicted model, not a curated record. Gene Ontology annotation, biological process: embryonic morphogenesis; regulation of transcription by RNA polymerase II. Lineage: Eukaryota; Metazoa; Arthropoda; Malacostraca; Decapoda; Cambaridae. Gene Ontology annotation, molecular function: DNA-binding transcription factor activity, RNA polymerase II-specific; RNA polymerase II transcription regulatory region sequence-specific DNA binding. Gene Ontology annotation, cellular component: nucleus.
AUGGAAAACACACAAUUCAACAAGCCAAGACUCUCCUUUGGAAUCGACGCUAUCUUGGGGCUGGAGGCUUCGACCACUCUACUGCCAAGCCCCCCCAGCAGCCCCUCCAGGGUGAGUUCAGAUGACAGCUGCAGCUCUGAGGACUCGGUAAAGGGUGACGUCUCCCCCAGACCAACACACCAGCCCUUAACACCUCCCGCCUGCCACCCUACACCCAAAUCCCCUCACCACCAUCCACACCGCUACCAGCCUUACGCCCGUCUUACUCAGCCCAGUACAGUACGCGUCUACCUGUCCGGGCCUGUCUUGCGCCGCCACAAGCCUAACAGGAAGCCUCGCACCCCUUUUACCUCAGAACAGCUCCUGGCGCUGGAGAAGAAGUUCCGGGAGAAGCCGUACCUGAGCAUCGCCGAGAGGGCCGAGUUCUCCGCCUCCCUCAGCCUGACGGAGACGCAGGUCAAGAUCUGGUUCCAGAACCGACGCGCCAAGGACAAGCGGCUCAAGGAGGCAGAGGUUGAACGUCUGACUAGGCCUCUGUACCCGGCCUACGGCGGCCUCCUGCCUCUGGGAGGCCACCUUUCUGCCCUCAGACUCCAUCAGCCCAUGAUACCCUUCUUCAGAUGA